AUGGCGAAAGAGGGAAAAAAUGUGGGAAGAAUCAAAUUAGGUUCAGAAGGACUUGAAGUAUCUGUUCAAGGACUUGGUUGUAUGGGUAUGUCCGCUUAUUACGGGUCGCCCAAACCCGAACCCGAUAUGAUCCAACUCAUUCACCAUGCCGUUAACUCUGGCGUUACAUUUCUCGAUACUUCCAACAGUUAUGGUCCACACACUAACGAAAUCCUCCUUGGCAAGGCUUUGAAGGGAGGAAUGAGGGAACGAGUCGAGUUAGCAACAAAAUUUGGUAUACAUUUUGCAGAUGGAAAGAGAGAAGUACGUGGAGAGCCAGAAUAUGUAAGGGCAGCAUGCGAGGCUAGCUUAAAGCGACUUGAUGUUGAUUGCAUAGACUUGUACUACCAGCACCGGAUUGAUACACGCGUGCCCAUUGAAGUAACGGUUGGAGAACUUAAGAAGCUGGUUGAAGAGGGCAAAAUAAAAUAUAUAGGUCUAUCAGAGGCUUCAGCAUCAACAAUUAGAAGAGCACACGCUGUUCAUCCAAUAACAGCAGUACAAUUAGAAUGGUCAAUAUGGUCGAGAGAUGUAGAGGAAGAAAUAAUCCCUACUUGCAGAGAACUCGGAAUUGGGAUUGUAGCAUACAGUCCACUAGGCCGGGGCUUUUUGUCAGCCGGUCCAAAGCUGGUUGAGGACUUGACAAAUGAAGAUUUCCGAAAGCAUCUACCGAGGUUUCAGGGCGAGAAUCUUGAGCAUAACAAAAAAUUGUACGAGAGGAUUUGUGAAAUGGCAACUAAGAAGGGAUGCACCCCGUCUCAACUGGCGUUGGCGUGGGUACAUCACCAAGGAAACGACGUGUGUCCCAUCCCGGGCACCACUAAGAUUGAAAAUUUCAAUCAGAACAUUGGAGCUCUGUCCAUAAAGCUAACAUCAGAAGACAUGGCAGAGCUUGAAUCUAUUGCUUCAGCUAAUGCAGUGCAGGGUGAUAGGUACGGUUCGGCUGCAGCAACCUACAAAGAUUCAGAAACUCCUCCUAUUUCAGCAUGGAAGGCUACAUAAAUAUAGAGUUGUUCUUGUGUUGUGCACUGUAUGUAAUGAGGUUUCUUUUUUCCUGUUUCAAAACUAUUGUGCCACUUACUGAUGGUUCAAAUAAUAAAAUCAAUUCUCUGUUUGUGGACUUUUACCUAUGGAGUAAAAUAUUGAUAUCUA
Molecule: messenger RNA, 1191 nt
Organism: Solanum pennellii
Lineage: Eukaryota; Viridiplantae; Streptophyta; Magnoliopsida; Solanales; Solanaceae
Product: auxin-induced protein PCNT115-like
Exons: 5
Coding region: 1-1041 (346 amino acids)
Cellular component (GO): cytoplasm
Source: RefSeq, a predicted model, not a curated record